This is a messenger RNA of Closterium sp. NIES-65, 1197 nucleotides long. The record is from the annotation of a GenBank genome assembly. Lineage: Eukaryota; Viridiplantae; Streptophyta; Zygnematophyceae; Desmidiales; Closteriaceae.
AUGGACCCAUCCGUGAGACGGGAUCCGGAGCUGGAGGGUUCCGCGGAGAGCUCGCUACCGCAGCCUGCGCCUGCCGGGCCUCGUCCGCGUCUCCCUGCGCACCCCUCCGCGAGCGAGCCCGUGCACCACUUCGAGCGGGUUCAAACGCUUCCCCAUCGUCCUGCCGCGCGCCCCGCCUCGCCAGAGUAUUCGUGGGCGCCUGCUCGUGUUGCGUCGAACCGCCCGGACGGUCAGCCGCGGCAGGAGCGCGGGUGCUCGCCUCUGCGGCACCCUCAACAGCCGCCCUCUCCUCGCCGCCCUUCUCCUGAGCGUCGCGAGCACUAUCAGCGCGGGGAGGGGGGUAAGCGUUCUCCUGCACGUCCUCGCUCCCCUUGCCGCCCAUCCCCUCGUGGUCAGGCAGGCCAGCGCUCCCCGCGAGCGCGAUCCCCCGCGCAACAUUCUCCUCGGCGAUCUCCGGCGACGCGGGGGAGGGGGUCGCCUGGUCGUCGCUGGGAUUCGGGUCGCCGCGAGCAGUCCCCCCCGCGUCCACAUUCGGCUGGUUCCGGGGGACGGCGGGGCUGGCGGAAGGGCGGAGGGCGAGGCGGGAAUGGCAACCAGCCUGAUCCAGCCCUCGAUCAUGCUGCGGACACGUUCGUGGAGGUGGUGAGGCAGGCCCGGGCGAGUGGGGCGCCGACUCACGUCCAUAUUGAGGUGACCAACGGUCCCCCCUUCGCCGCGGACCCAGGCCAGGUCGCUCCUCUGCGUGCGCCGACGCUGCGCGAGUAUCAGCCCACGCGUGAGGGGAGGGCUCAGUUCCGCACCCCCCGUCAGGUUCCCGGCUUCUCUGCGCCGCGCUUGGCUGUUGGCUGGACUCCUGGCUGGCCGGCGGCGUUUCCGCGCGAAGCGCAGACUGCACCUCUCCCCACUCGCGCGGGGAGAGACCCCAUGCUGACCAUGUGCCGGGUUCUGAAUCUGGCGGAGGCGUGCGAGGUGGUGGCGAACUUGCAGCUGGCAGUGUGUGGGGCCACGAGGAGCUUUCCGAGCAGUUUUGGUCCAGGGACCCGAGGAUCCUGCGUGACUUUGGCAGAAUCACUUGAGUCGCCGCUGGCACCCGUGUCGGACGCGCUCGCCGGGUCGUCGGCGCAUCUCCUUCUUGCGUUGUCGGCGUGCAUGCGCUCGAUGCUUGAGGUGGAGGGGGCGGAGCCGUACACUAUGUAG